GGGACUCCCAAUGGAUUUACUUUCAGUUUCAAAGCAAACUGGUCCAUUCACUAGUCACUCUCAUGACUGCUAUAUCUGUGCCGUCUCAUAUUUUGCUGAUUGGUCUUGCUUUUUGGGUUGAGACAGAUUCUAAUGUGCUCAAAGUGAUGGGCUUUGCAUUUGCAUUGUGGAAUCUCAUCCUCUCUGGGUGUCAUUUGUUACCCAAAAAAUUCCUUCCUAAAAAAAAUUACAAGCUUAGCUACCUCUUCCUUUUUUUGUCGUACUUUGGAUCUAGCAUUGUUGUUUUCAGCACAUGGAUCUCACAGAAUCGCCAUUUCUUGCAGAGUCAGAUAUCAGGAGUCUUCCUCUACAUAUUCAUUUUCGUUACUUUCUACUUUCAAUGGUCUACCCUACUGACUGUUCUGCUAACCGUAUUCUAUCUGGUAUCUUUUCUUCACCCUUUUACCACUUUUUUAAUCGAGGAGACUGUCUCCGUGUUUAUUAUGUUGGUGACGAUAUUCAUACUCUGUGCAUUUGCCCAUACUCUGAUCAACUUUCAAAAGAGCAUAGCUUUCCAGAAGAUUGAAAAAAGAGUUGCUGCACGUUUGAACAUUGAGAAAGAGAAUGCUAAAAUGGAAAAUCUCCUUCUGUCUAUCUUCCCGAAGGAUGUUGCUAAGAUGAUGCAGAAGGACCUCCAAAGCAGACAAGGCGCGACUAAUAAUGAGUCACAAUUUAGAAAGCUUUACAUGACUAGAUCUGCUAACGUGAGCAUUCUGUAUGCUGAUAUCAAGGGGUUUACAGCUCUGUCGUCUCAAGUGUCAGCUCAGCAGCUUGUGCAAACUCUCAAUGAGCUAUUUUCAAGAUUCGAUUCUCUUGCAGAGAUGAACCAUUGCCUUCGCAUUAAGAUUCUUGGUGACUGCUACUACUGCAUAUGUGGACUGUAUGACACCAACGCUGACCAUGCAGUGUUCUCCGUUCAAAUGGGUCUGCAAAUGAUAGAAGUUGUCAGUUUUGUGGCUGCAGAGACUGGUUUGGAGCUGAGCAUGCGAGUGGGAAUCCACACUGGCUCUGUACUCUGUGGACUGAUUGGUCAACACAAGUUGCAGUUUGACGUCUGGUCUAACGAUGUCACCAUAGCCAGUGCAAUGGAGGCUGGGGGAAUACCAGGCAAGGUGCAUAUCAGCCAAGCAACUCUUGAUGCAUUGCAAGGAGCUUAUAACGUCGAACCUGCCAAUGGAAAAUUCCGGAACAUUCUUCUGGAAGAGAAGAACAUUGAAACGUUCUUUGUUACCUCUAGGGUUGUCAAUAUACCUGUCACCACUCUUGACUUGGAGGAAGGAACGGUUGAUGUUCUCAAAGACCUACCCUCCAGCAACUCAAACGAUAUGUCUGAUUUCAGCGAUACUAGAAUUUCGAUUGAGAAUAUCAAAAUGCCCUCUACGAAUAUUAGUUUUGCCUUUAGUGAUGUUGAAUCAACUGGUAGCAAAACCUCUUCGGUGUGUCCCAAGCCCAUGUCCAAUGCUGACAUAUUUGUUACAAAGUCCCACAAAACGGUCAAGAAUGGAAGAGGUGGUAGGAACAAGAAAAAGACCAAAGGUGUGGUUGCUCUGUUUUCUGGAAACUAUGAACAGAGGAGAAAAUUUGGAGUGACGGACAUUUUGACCACCUUAGGAGUCACGAACCAUCACGAUGGUAGCUCUCAAAGUAGGACCUCCAUAGAACCCGUGGACCAAGAGCAGUACCUGUCCUUACUGGAGGAGGCCAUUACUGACUCGAGUACGGAUGAACUCUGGAAAAAGAAUGCGUACCGGCUCAGUCAGACCUUCAAAAAGGACACUCUCGAGUCUCAGGCAACAUGCACAUUUUUCUUUUCUAUAGGCACCACAUUCAAAACUUUGUAUACUUUUGUGAGGCAGCCAUUUCAACACAUGCCCUUCUUCUUCCUGCCUCUGCUGUGUGUUCAGUGCUUAUUCUACUCCAUCCAACUCAUCAUUUUGCCACGACAAAAGAUUUCAACUCACGUCUGCUUCAUACUCUCCAUUUUGGUUACUUUCGUUUUCUUCGUCAUCUCUAACUUUAACAAGGUACAAGGCAAUCGCCCCAUGUGUGAAAUGAAUUACUAUAUGAAGAACUUUCGACAUCUACGCUAUGGUAUCGUCAUCUUUGUCUGGCUGUUGGCUUUUAUUUGCAGCUACAUUGGAUUGGUGGAAUGUACUGCUGAUGCUCCUUUCUUGAAAAACUUUGACGAAUUGGACACACAAAAUCCUCGCUGCGAUUUUGCUUACUAUCACGAAGCACAGAUGGACGUAUACAUUAUCUUCAUUCUGCUACCUACAACGGACUUACCAGUGAUAGGACAGCUGAUUCCAGUACUGUAUGGAAUAUGGACAGCUUAUGGCUACACUCCAUUCCAUUUCUUUGAUACCUUUCUCCUCUUCUUUCAAAGAGCCGCGCUUGACAAUGUUGAUCAUGCAAUCAAUGAGAGAAUGAAGAGCUAUGGCUUCCAUCUUCUCAUCACUUCUGUGUGUGCUGUGCUGUGCCUCUUCAUUACCCGGCAGACUAACCACACUAGGAGACUCAACUUCCUUCAAAAAGUGGAGGUGCUGAAGAAGCAGAAAGAGACUGAGAUCAUUCAGCUGUACAACAGCACUCUUCUGAUGAGCAUUCUCCCAGCUCAUGUGAUCAAGUACUUUCUUAACUCAAAUCAUGAAUCAAUGGAUCUCUACUAUGACUCCCACCCUGAGGCUGGUGUUCUCUUUGCUUCAAUCCCCGACUUUGCAGACUACUAUAAUGAAGACGAGGAGAACAAUCAGGGCAUCGAAUGUAUGAGACUUCUCAACGAGAUAUUCGCCGACUUUGACGACCUUCUCAGCGACAAAAGGUUCAAUUGUAUUGAGAAGAUCAAGACUAUUGGGAGCACUUACAUGGUGGCCUCUGGAGUUAACCAGAAUAAGGUACAAAAUUGGAAACAUUUGGAAGUUUUGGUAGAAUUCUCAUUUGCCCUGAGAGAGAAAAUGGAUGCUAUCAACCACGAAUCAUGGAACGACUUCCAGCUUCGCAUAGGCAUCAGUCAUGGUCCUGUGGUGGCCGGGGUGAUUGGAGCUAAGAAGCCGCAGUAUGAUAUCUGGGGAGACACUGUGAAUCUUGCUAGCAGGAUGGAGAGCACCGGAGUCAAGGGGAAGACUCAGGUGACUGAAGAGGCACAGGUCCUUCUCUCCAAGCGAGGGUUUAUAUUCACCUAUAGAGGGAAAGUGUGCGUCAAAGGAAAAGGAUUGCUCUCAACAUGUUUUGUGAAGAGUCUGCCAUCAAAAAAAGAGAAGCUGCCUCAAAAGAUGAACUUCAAUUAACAAUUACUCGGUGAACAUUACCAGUGUGAAUAAUUAUUUUAGCGUCAAAAAAAUUACAUACUCCUCGUUAGAAUGCCCCAUCGUAGUCCUAUUUAGAGACACUUGCUGACC
This is a messenger RNA of Halichondria panicea, 3437 nucleotides long. RefSeq names its product adenylate cyclase type 2-like. The record is from RefSeq and is a predicted model, not a curated record. Gene Ontology annotation, cellular component: plasma membrane. Gene Ontology annotation, molecular function: adenylate cyclase activity. Lineage: Eukaryota; Metazoa; Porifera; Demospongiae; Suberitida; Halichondriidae. The transcript is spliced from 19 exons. Gene Ontology annotation, biological process: cyclic nucleotide biosynthetic process; adenylate cyclase-activating G protein-coupled receptor signaling pathway; intracellular signal transduction. Bases 63 to 3326 code for a protein of 1087 amino acids.